Messenger RNA from Aspergillus ruber CBS 135680, 964 nucleotides. RefSeq names its product mitochondrial 54S ribosomal protein mL61. Bases 137 to 754 code for a protein of 205 amino acids. NCBI's taxonomy places the organism in Eukaryota, Fungi, Ascomycota, Eurotiomycetes, Eurotiales, Aspergillaceae. Gene Ontology annotation, molecular function: structural constituent of ribosome. The transcript has 2 exons. Gene Ontology annotation, cellular component: mitochondrion. The record is from RefSeq and is a predicted model, not a curated record.
CGAGCCAGCACCACAAGACCCGGUCUCGCAUCGAUAUCCUGGCUGGAUUUCAACACGAUAGUCUGUCUUUCACACAUUUAAUAAAUUCCUUAUAUCGAUUGGUUUUGAAGAGAGCCGUGCGCCCUGAGCCGCAAUCAUGGUGAACCUUUUCAAGCGGAUGCGGAAGCUGAGAUCAAUCCUCGAUGUCACCGUCGGCACCGGUGCCGCAAUCCUCCCAACCCCCGCAACGUCCACAAAAGAAUUCCCCCCCAUCACCCGCCUGCACCUAACCUACGCCCAGAAAAUCUACAACGGCCACCAAGGCGCACGCCAUUUCUGGCGCCAAUGCCUCCCUCGCCUGAAAUACCACAACCCCUCCAUCCCGAUGACAGUCAAGCAAACCGAGGAGCAAGACGGCCCGGCCGCGCUGACGAUCUACUUUGCGGAACAUGCGAGUAACGCUGCCACGCUGAACGCUGCGAAGGAUAUUAAUGAUAAGUAUGCGCCUGCAGCAGGAGAGAGUGAGAAGACGGCUGUUGUGGAUUUGAGGGAUUUGGAUUGGAAGAGGAUUUGGGAUAAGGUGCGCGUUAUGACAGGGGCAAAGGAAGUGCAGGCUAGUGCGAAGGAGGAGGAGGAGGUUAAGAAGUUGGAGCAGAUGGCGGUUCAGUCUGUUAAGGAUCAAGAGCGGAAUGCGAAGAUUCGGCAGACGAAGAGGGAUCAGGAGAGGAUGUUGCAGGAGGCUAGGGGGGAGGUUGAAAGGUUGAGGCAGACCUGAGUUUGUUUUAUGUUAUUUCGUCUUCUUGUCGUUAUGGGAAUUGUGUAAAGGGAAAAGACUUCAUGGCCAAUUAUGUAUCAUAGCAUCUUGUUUUUAGAUUUAUGUAUUUCUGGGAGAGCUCGUUCUUAUGGAUUGGCCACGGCAUGGAAUGGGCCGUUACAAAGCAGUGUGGGUAUAUCGUAGACUAUAUUUAAACCAUACUAAGCAAGC